AUGACUAUCGACAGCUUCAAUCCUUGCAAGGAGCUUCCGCCAACUAUCGUGGAUCAUCAUGCCGCCCUCUAUCCAGAUAGAAUCUGGGCCAGGUUCCCAGAGUCUGCGAAUACUUAUAGUGAAGGCUAUCGAGACGUCUCAUACAGUGAGCUCGCCAAUGCUGUGAAUGGAGCUGCCCUAUUCUUGAUCGAGUCCCUCGGGCAAGGGGACGGCACAGAGAAGCUGCCGUACAUAGGUCCGAACGAUAUUCGGUACAUGAUACUUGCCAUUGGUGCUUUGAAAGCAGGCUAUUGUAUGUUCUUCGCAUCGGCUCGCAAUAGUAUCGCUGCACACAUUAGUCUCUUAGAGACCAUGCGAUGCAAAAUCCUACUAGCACCCAUUCCCAGGCCUUCAAUUAUUUCCGACAUCGCACAGGCUACUUCACUGCCUGUGCUUGAAGUUCCUGCUGUGAAUGAGUUUCUGAGAACACAGUAUAAGUACGUUCCUUUCUCAAAAACUCUCGCGAAGAACGGCUCUGAUACUUUUGCCGUUGUUCACACUUCGGGCUCGACGGGGAUUCCCAAGCCAAUUGAGUUUACCUUUUCUGCUGGUGCAGCGUUCAUGGAGAUGACUCAACUACAUACGCCAGAGGGGUUUGAUAGCCUAUACCGGAUGAUACAAGAAAAGCGUAUCUUCGUGACCGUUCCUCCUUUUCAUGCAGCCUAUCUCUUUCAUGUUAUAUUCAAUGUCAUUCCAUUCGGCAUUGUUCUUGUUUAUCCCACCGCAUCAUCAAUCGCUUCAGCUCACGGGAUGGUUGAUGGGAUGAAACAAACUCAAAUCGACGGGAAUUCUGCGAAAAAGAACCUGAGUUUCAUCUUUUUCGGAGGCGGAGACCUCCCCCAAGACAUUGGAGACAAAGUAGCCGCAAAGGUCAAAUUAAUCGACCAAUUUGGCGCCACAGAAAUCGGUCUACUCCCAGUCCUCUUUUCUAAAGCUCACCGCAGCCCCGAGGAUUGGAAGUACAUGGAGAUCCACCACGAUAUGGGAAUUGAAUUUCGCCAUAUAGAAGGGAGCCAGCAUGAACUUGUUGUCAUGCGCCACCCAGAACGAGAAAAGCACCAACCGACAUUCGCCUUCUUCCCCGAGUUGCAGGAGUAUGGCAGUCGGGAUUUGUUCGUGCAGCACCCAGAUCCCAACAAGAAGGACAUGUGGAAAUGGCAGGCGCGCAAAGAUGACAUUAUCGCCUUUUCAACGGGUGAAAAGACCAAUCCUAUUUCCAUGGAGCAGUAUGUUCAGUCGCAAAACCCAGAGAUCACCGGCGUUCUUGUCGUGGGUGCGCAGCGAUCAAAGGCGAGUAUGCUUGUUGAAGUGAAGAGCAAUGGGGUCGAAUUGUCGACAGCUGAGAGAGGUGCACUCAUUGAGAGAUUCUGGCCCUCUGUUGAGGAGGCUAAUAGGGAGUGUCCGGUGCAGGCUCGCGUUGUAAAGUCUCGUAUCUUACUCACGUCUCCCAAUAAACCAAUGGCUCGUGCUGGUAAAGGGACUAUACAACGGGCUGGAACAUUGCAGGCAUAUGAGAAGGAGAUUGAAAGUCUUUAUUCUGAGACUGAUACUAUCACUCCUAAAGCCCAGGUGUAA
Molecule: messenger RNA, 1614 nt
Organism: Penicillium manginii
Lineage: Eukaryota; Fungi; Ascomycota; Eurotiomycetes; Eurotiales; Aspergillaceae
Product: NRPS-like enzyme
Exons: 4
Coding region: 1-1614 (537 amino acids)
Source: RefSeq, a predicted model, not a curated record